AGUUGUCAUUGUAGUCGCUCUAGCCUAUAAGCCUUUCCCACCUGCGAAUACGAACUCCUUCUUUUGUAUCUCCCUUUCCUUUUCCCACAAAUACAAAGAAUUGUUCUGUUGCUUCUUCCUUUUUUUCUCAGUCUUUCUAUCUAAAAACAAGUCCAAAAUUUAGGGCAAGAAGAAGAAGCAAAUAAAAAUGUACAAGUCCAGAUUACAGGAGUAUUGCCAAUCAAAGUUAUGGAAAUUACCCGAAUAUUCCACUACAAGAGAAGGCCUUGACCACUCCCCUUUCUUUAAAGCCACUGUUAUUGUAAAUGGCUUCACAUUUUCAACAACCCAUUUCGUUAAAUCUUCUAAAGAAGCUCAGAAUUUGGUUGCUCAGAUUGCAUUUCACCAUUUCACUGGGUCUUCUAAUACAAGCACUGAUUUAAAAGUUUUGCCAACUGUCACGGAUGCCCAGCAACCCAAAACGUUAGAACCUUUGCAAGCUGAUCCUAGCAAUGGAGUGAAUUCCCCAAAUAGGAAUGAUAAGAAAUUUCAAGGGUCUUCUAAUACAAGCACUAAUUUAGAAGUUUUGUCAACUGUCACGGAUUCCCGGCAACCCAAAACAUUAGAACCUAUGCAAGCUGAUCCCAGGAUUGGAGUGAAUUCCCCAAAUAGGAAUGAUAAGAAAUUUAAAGAUAUGGCUCAUCUCUACAAGAACCAACUGCAAAUAUAUGCCCAAAAGAGAAAUCUAAAUCUCCCAGUGUACAUCUCUGAGCGGGAGGGACCUCCUCAUGCCUGUCAUUUUAAAUCUAAGGUUAUACUGGAAGGGAAGACAUAUGAAAGUUCUGAACAUUUUAGCACCAUAAAAGAUGCUGAAAAUGCUGCUGCGAAAGCUGCUCUAAUGUCAGUAUCAUCGUCAGAUGGAACUGAAGAGGAAGAUCCAGGUUUCUUCAAAAAUCUUCUACAAGAAUUAGCUCAAAAAGAUUAUUCUUGUUUACCUGCAUAUACUACAACUCGAUCUGGCCCUUCUCAUAACCCGAUUUUUGUUUCAAUCGUUGAAAUAAGUGGGGAGUCUUUUACUGGACAAGAAGCAAAGACCAAAAAGUCGUCGGAGAUGAAUGCAGCGAAGGUUGCCUAUAUUGCUCUGAGAGAACGUAAAUGUAAACAGAACGCUGAACCUGAUUCAUCAGGAUACCAUGUCAAUGACGCACCUCAUUGUUCAUUUCCCAAGCAGCAGUUAAUUCCCGUUGCUGAGUUGCCGAAUAGACACAAUUUUUUGCCAACUUCUGCUUCAGAAAGAGAUUUCACAGAACGAGUUACAUGCAAAGGUGCAUAUCAUCAGGACACUGAAGCUGAACACACUGAAGUGAAACCUGAAGCCUUGCCCAUUAAAGGGGACUCAACGUACUCAUCCUUUGAUCCUUUUCAACCACCUUCUAAAUCAGGAGUCAAUGACAUUAGUCAGCCAUCUGCCAGUUCUAAUGCCUCAUCGCCGCACAAAAAGAUUAAAGUUUACCCUUGGACAUCCAACAUGACUUUACCUGCAGGAGCCACUACAUUACAUAACGAUGAGAAUUGGGUUGCUGUGACAAUGUAUGAACAAUAAUUUCCCACUCCCUUCCCCUGUUUUAGGGAGAAAGAUGAAGUGAUGUCAUACUAGCUCCAUCAAUGGAGUUUUCUCAUACUAAAAGCUCCUGCUCGUAUGAAGGAGUAGACUUCAUGCCAUUUCCCCUGUAUGUAUAAGAAAUGUAUUGCGCGUCUUCCAGUAAAUUAUGAGGAGUAUAGUCAUGGGAACGUAUGUGUUAGUAUCUACUUCUUCUCCAGUUUGUCUGCAUGAAGUGAAUGGAACAUUGUAGAUCCUGUUCUUAUAUCUGCUUUCUUGUUUUGAUGGUUGUUAAUUGGUAGCUCACGUGUAGUUUGUCCCAUAUGGGAGGAUAAUUGACAAGUCUGGUUGGCUACUAUAUAUGCCAAUUGGUUUGAGACUUUGGAUGCUUAGCAUGGAUCCUCGUACAUGGUGGAUAACCAAAUUCUAUUGAAAUAAAAACUUUAGAACAAAUUGAUGUAA
Messenger RNA from Beta vulgaris subsp. vulgaris (sugar beet), 2041 nucleotides. Its product is annotated as double-stranded RNA-binding protein 1. Lineage: Eukaryota; Viridiplantae; Streptophyta; Magnoliopsida; Caryophyllales; Amaranthaceae. The transcript has 7 exons. The record is from RefSeq and is a predicted model, not a curated record. Bases 188 to 1582 code for a protein of 464 amino acids.